CAGGCGGCGCGGGCCGGCUCUGGUCUGGCGAGCUGUGAGGCGCCGGCGCCCACGCUGCGCGGCGGCUCCGACCCAGCUCCCUGCGGCCCGCGCCCCUGUGUGUCGCGAGCGAGCGAGCGAGCGAGCGAGCGCGCUGCUGUGAACACUGCUUCGAGUGGGUGUCGUGACUUAAAAAUAGCUGGAAGCCGCAGCCGCGGCGGGAGCAUGGCCGCGGGGCUCUGCGCUCCCGCCCUCGGCCUCCGGGACGCCUGAGCCGCCCAGCAGCGGCUACCUGGUACCCAACCCCAUCUUCCCCGUGACCGCCCUGCAGCUGCCCCGGCUCCUCCAGUUCUACAAUGUGCCCCGGAAACUGGCUGUGGGCCUCCAUGACGUUCAUGGCCCGCUUCUCCAGGAGCAGCUCGAGGUCCCCUGUUCGCACCAGAGGGAGUCUGGAGGAGAUGCCACCCGUGCAGCAUCCCUUCCUCAACGUCUUUGAGCUGGAGCGGCUCCUGUACACGGGCAAGACAGCCUGUAACCAUGCUGAUGAGGUCUGGCCAGGCCUCUACCUUGGAGACCAGGACAUGGCCAACAACCGUCGGGAGCUGCGUCGCCUGGGCAUCACCCAUGUCCUCAACGCCUCACACAGCAGGUGGCGGGGCGUGCCUGAAGCCUAUGAGGGGCUGGGGAUCCGCUACCUGGGCGUGGAGGCCCAUGACUCCCCAGCCUUUGACAUGAGUAUCCACUUCCAGACAGCUGCCGACUUCAUCCAUCGGGCACUGAGCCAGCCAGGAGGCAAGAUCCUGGUGCACUGUGCCGUGGGAGUGAGCCGAUCCGCCACGCUGGUGCUUGCCUACCUCAUGCUGUACCACCGCUUCACCCUCGUGGAGGCCAUCAAGAAAGUCAAGGACCACCGAGGCAUCAUCCCCAACCGGGGCUUCCUGAGGCAGCUCCUGGCCCUGGACCGCAGGCUGCGGCAGGGUCUGGAGGCAUGAGCACAGUGGACAGGCGGUCAGGCCAGGCCCGGCCCGGGUGGGUCCCUGGCUCCACCUGGAGAAGAGAGGCCCAGGGGUCAGGUAGCAGAAAGCCCAAGGAGCCCAUGCUCCACCUCUUCUGGGGCCAAGCCCCGGGCCGCUGCUGCCCUCUGUGAGAGGGACGGGAGGUAAAGCUGGGCAGUGCCCAGGGGUGCUGACCAGGGAAGGAGGAGCCAGGCUGCAGGUAGAACAGUGUUCCCAGGGACACGCAGUCCUUUCCCCUCUUUGUGUCCAAGUGUUCUCCUCUUUCCCAUAUGAAAACCAAAGGGCCAUCUCCGACCUGUGCCCAGCAGUCAGUCAUAGACGCAGCAGCACAAAUGUGGUGGUGUGGGGUUGUGCUCAGACCACAGCAUAGAGACACACAGCCUGAGUGAUGUGAAAAGCCACAGAACCAGAGUGAGACUCCCCACAGGCUUGUUACAGCAGGGGUGUGCAGCUGGGCAGCACCCAGCAGUGCUGCAGGUGGCUGAAACAGUCACAGAGGUGCAUGACCAGCAAGUGUUGGUAUCUGGACAAAAAAUAAAGACUCUGGGGAAAACAA
Molecule: messenger RNA, 1551 nt
Organism: Octodon degus (degu)
Lineage: Eukaryota; Metazoa; Chordata; Mammalia; Rodentia; Octodontidae
Gene: Dusp26
Product: dual specificity phosphatase 26
Exons: 4
Coding region: 336-971 (211 amino acids)
Biological process (GO): protein dephosphorylation; negative regulation of MAPK cascade
Cellular component (GO): cytoplasm
Molecular function (GO): MAP kinase phosphatase activity; protein tyrosine/serine/threonine phosphatase activity
Source: RefSeq, a predicted model, not a curated record